AUGUGGAGAUUUUUCGUGGAAUUAUUAUCAUAUUUAAGUUUUGUUUGUGUUAUCUGUUUAAUUGCUUUCCUGAAUCGUAGUCCUACGGAAUAUUUUCAAGCACAAUAUUUACGUCAGUUAUUUUUGAAUCCUAACAGUGCUACUCUUAAUUUUGAACAGAUUACAACAAUCACUCAAUAUUGGAAUUGGUUAGAAGAAAGUUUUGUAAAUAAUAUUGUUUCUGAAACAUGGUAUAAUGGACAACCUGAUAAUACUUCGCAAGGAUAUAUUAUUGAUAAAACAAAUCGAUUAGUUGGAUGGGCAACAAUGAGGCAGUUACGUAUUAAAGCAGAUACAUGUAAAGUAAAAUCAACCAUUAAAAGUUUAAUACCGAUGUGUUAUGAUGAUUAUAGUGCAUCAACUGAAGACAAACGGUCGUUUCUACCUGGAUGGAUUACUAAUACAACAAUAGGAAACUAUAGUUCACCCAUUGGAAAUUAUAGUUCAACAGUUAAUCAAGCAUAUAUUUAUAAAACUAGUGAAGAACUUGAUACAUAUGUUUAUGUUGGUGAACUCGCUACAUAUAGAAGUGGUGGUUAUGUCUAUGAAUUCCGUGGUUCAUUAUCUGAACUUCGUAAUGAUCUUUUUCAACUUCAUGAAUUAGGAUGGAUUGAUGUACAAACAAGAGCUAUACUUAUUCAAUUGAAUUUAUAUAAUCCAGUUGAACCACUGUUAACAUCAGUAACUAUAGUUUUUGAAUUAUUAUCAAGUAGCGGUGGUAUUCCUAGUGCUCAAUUCCAACCAUUAAAUUUAUACAUUUUUAAGACAGUCUUUCAAAUAGUAUGUAUAUGUAUUUAUUUCAUAUUUAUAAUUUAUUUAAUGAUCUCACACAUUAUGACACUUAUUCGUAAUAAAAAAUUAUAUUUCCGUCAAGUUUGGUCAUAUAUAGAAUUAGGAAUUAUUGUUUGUUCAUGGUCAGAAGUUGGUAUACAGAUUUGGCGUAUGAAUGAAGCAGCACGUAUAGCAAGUUUAUUUCAUGAAACACAUGGUAAUACUUAUAUAAAUUUUCAAUUAUUAGCUUAUGUCAAUGAUUUAUAUUUAUUUUUUCUUGGUUUUUGUUGUUUUUUUGGUACAUUAAGACUUUUACGCUUAUGUCGUUAUAAUCAACGAAUAAAUCUUUUAUCAUUGACAUUAAAACGUGCAGCACGAGAAUUAUUAUCAUUUUCAAUGAUGUUUGCAAUUAUAUUUAUAGCAUUUCUUAUGUUAUAUUAUUUUCAAUUUUGUUCAGCAAUUUGGGAAUGUUCAAGUUUAUUACAUACAGCACAAAUGUUAUUUGAAUUACUUUUAUUAAAAUUUGAUGCAACACAAAUUAAAGAAGCAGCACCGGUUUUAGGACCACUAUAUUUUACAUUCUUUAUUAUAUUCGUUGUUUUCAUUUGUAUUAAUAUGUUUGUAUCAAUAGUCAAUGAUAAUUUUCGACGUAUUCAAAUUGAUCUUAUGAAUGUUCAUUCUGAUUAUCAUGGUCUAUUACAUAGUUUACGCCGAAAAGUUGAAAAAGUCUUUGGCAUUAAAGCAACAAAUGUUGUAUCAAUUGAUGAAACACAAAAUCCAAAAAAAAAGAUAGAAAUGACUGACUCAUUUAAACGUCUAUCAAAUAGACUUGAUAAACUUAAUCAUUUUGUUAUUAAAAACUAUUCACAAAAGAAAAAUGUUCGAAUGGUAUGGAAUGAAAAAUCGAUUAAAACUUAA
Adineta steineri is the source of this 1728-nucleotide messenger RNA. Lineage: Eukaryota; Metazoa; Rotifera; Eurotatoria; Adinetida; Adinetidae. The record is from the annotation of a GenBank genome assembly.